Molecule: messenger RNA, 630 nt
Organism: Salvia splendens (bonfire salvia)
Lineage: Eukaryota; Viridiplantae; Streptophyta; Magnoliopsida; Lamiales; Lamiaceae
Exons: 1
Coding region: 1-630 (209 amino acids)
Source: RefSeq, a predicted model, not a curated record
AUGCCCCCAAGACGUAGACGUGGUCCGCGAGUGGAGAACAACGUGGGGGAACAGACAGAGGGAAGUGUCAGGAAUCCACCCCCGCCUCCACCACCACCUCUACCCCAACCAAACGAAAGGGAAUACAUCAAAGCCUUUCGGAAAGAGAACUCACCCAAGUUUGACGGAUUGGAAAAACCCCUGAAGGCGAAAGCCUGGGUACGCGACCUUGAGCGUAUCUUCAACUUUAUGGGAUGCACAGAUAAGGAACGCCUGGCCUGCGUGGCCUAUCAACUGACCGGACCCGCUGACUUUUGGUGGGAAACUAAGAGGAGGACUAUGGACCCCGCUCGCCGUGAGGCGCUUACUUGGGAAGAGUUUAAGGAAGAAGUCUACAACAAAUAUGUUCCCAUGAGUUAUCGGCGGGCGAAAGUAGUGGAGUUCCACACUCUAAAACAAGGAAACAUGACGGUCAUGGAGUAUGACCGCGCCCUAUGCGAGAUGACUCGUUAUGCGCCAGAAUUGGUAGACACAGACGAGAAGAUGGCUUCGAAGUUCCGUUCCGGCCAUAUGCCCGAGAUAAGGGUUGUUGUGGCUAGUCGCAGGGGAAUUCCUUAUUCUGAGGUGUUGGGUUGCGCGCUAGACGUGUAA